AAACACUGGUAUGAGAAUUCUAUAUGCCGGAAUACGUGACUUUUGAUACAUUUCUAAAGAAGCAUCUCGUUGAAGUUGAAGUUGAAAUAGGAAGCAAGUCAGCCAAGAAGGGAAAAGGACUUACAUUUUUCUGCCGAGCUGAAAUGGAAUCAAGACGACGAGAAGUUCGAAGACUUCCACACCAUGAGCAGAAUAGUUUAUGCACCACAAGAGCCCCUUACCGACAAGGGAGACAAUUAACUGCUGUCAAGGUUUACACAGUGAAUGAUGAGUCGCAACAUUUAAUUAUUUCUGGAGUUCCAUCAUUAGGCUUACAAGAUGAAUUACGAAGACUAUGCUGUCGUUUUGGUGAUGUCAAAUCUCUUGUGUACAUUCCUAAUUAUGACACCGAAAAAUUUGUUGAAGCAUAUCAUGUUAAUUUCUCAAGAGUCCAAAGCUCCAGACAUGCGAAACGGCAUAUAGAUGGAAGAGCAUUUUUUGGAGGUUCCCUUCAUGUUUGUUAUGCUCCUGAGAUGGAGUCUAUUUCUGAAACUAGAUGUAAACUAAUUCAAAGAAGGCAUGAAGUGACUAGGCGUUCUGUCGCGAAUGAGACUACAAGAAGUUCAAACUUGCCAGAAGUCGGAAAAACAGUUACAAGUGGUAUUACUAGAGGUACUGGUCCCUAUGCAGUAACAAACAGGUGCAUAUGGAAUGGCAAAGAGAUUUCUUCGGAUCCUCGAAUUUUGGCACCAGCAAAGGAAUUAGAGAGGGCAUCCUCUGCUAUCUAUGGACCCCAACCUCGUACCCAUGAUUGGAGUGAUGUUGGUGUAAGAGAAGUUGUCAUGACCCCACUACUGCCAAAGAGCUCACCCAUACCAAAAAAACAAAUUUCAAAACAACUGCAGUUGUCCAUGACUGUUCACAAACCGGGAACUCAGUCUGAAACUGUCAUUAAAACAGUACCCCCAAUUUUGAAGUUGAUUCCAUCACAAGUAAAGUCUGCCCAUAAGAAAAUAAUCUUUCAUCCAAAGUCAAAUACCAAUUUAGGUGUUUCUACUGGAGAUCAAUCUCUGGAUUCAACAAUUUCCAAAGUCCGAGAAAAAAUUAGAUCUGUCACUGUGCCCAACAUAAAAAUAAUGCUUGAAAAAAAUUUAUAAAGUUCUUUCACUGAAAUAAAAUGCUUGAUGCAUA
Messenger RNA from Frankliniella occidentalis (western flower thrips), 1170 nucleotides. Its product is annotated as RNA-binding protein 48. NCBI's taxonomy places the organism in Eukaryota, Metazoa, Arthropoda, Insecta, Thysanoptera, Thripidae. The record is from RefSeq and is a predicted model, not a curated record. Gene Ontology annotation, molecular function: nucleic acid binding. The transcript has 7 exons. Gene Ontology annotation, cellular component: nucleoplasm. Bases 24 to 1136 code for a protein of 370 amino acids.